AUGGAUGAUUUCCCUGGUCUGUUAGCCCGCGACUUCGGGUACAAACCCCAAGGCAAAUCCGCACCUAUGGCUCCACCUCGGAACACAAACAGUGAUAAUAGCAAUUUCAACCUUGGAUCUGGCGGUUCCGUUCGCACCCGAUCCUCCUCCUCCAACAAAUCAGCUCCUAUUUUCGACGAUCACGCCGGCACUGACGGUCUCUUGUUCAACAACGUCUUCGAUGGUCCUAAGUAUUCAGAAUCACGCGGGGGAGCUUCCACCACUACAUCGUCAUUUGAUUAUGACUCCAUUUUCAAGGACCAGAAUUCCAAAUCGGCGUCGCUGCCGAUUUAUGAUAAGCCUGUUUAUGAUGAUGAUAUUUUUGAUGGAUUGCCUGGGUUGAAGAGUUCGACUUCUAGCGGUAGUUCUGCAUCGGCUCCUAAGUUUGAUGAUGUGUUUAGUUCGGUCAGUUCACCACCGAAGCAGCAUCGAAGGCCGCCGGGGCGAGAUAGCUCGCCGUUUGAUGAUCUAUUGGGGAAUUUAGGUAAAACGGAGACAGAAUCCUCGAAGAGAGAGAGUGGUAAAGUGGAGAAGGAUUCUGUGGCUUUCGAUGAUUUACUUCCUGGUUUUGGUCGCAGCAGCUCUCCUAGUGUUAACCGGUCAACUUCUGAGUCUGGUCGGUCCCAAAAGCCUUCUUCAAAUUCAGUCAGGUCAGUUCCUGUUGUGGUGGAAGAUCCCUUUGUAGUCCUACAGUCAACUUCAACGCCUGCAACUUCAUCAUCAGGGUUGUUUGUAGACCCAUUGGAAGAAAUUAGUAAAAUCAGUAACACUGGAACCACAAAGGAUGGUUCACCUGUAAGUAGGGGAGUAUUUGAUGAUCUAGAUCACCUUGAUGAUCUAGGGAAAUCUGUGCCUCCUGAGAUCAAGAGAGGGGAGAAUAGGAGCCCUCUAAGAACAGAACCUAGGACAGGUGGUGCAUAUUCCUCUGUGAGUAAAGAAUCAAUUGACAAAUAUCCCGUGGAGAAUGCUGGGGGCCACUCGCAGAAGAAGACACCUGAGGAUUAUCAGGAAUCUCAUGAAGCCAUAUUUGAUAUGCCAACUGCUGCAACAGAUUUUCGUAGAUCCUUUGGUCAGAAUGUCUCUCCUCCUUCAUACGUGGAUGCCAAUGCUAAUGAGAUAAAUUCCUCUCCCAGAUAUGAAGAGGUCUCAGAAUCAUCUGAUGAUGUAUGGCUUACUGUGUCCGAAAUCCCUCUAUUUACUCAACCCACUAGCGCCCCACCACCUUCAAGACCCCCACCUCCAAGACCACCCCGGAUGUCGAAGUCGGAGAUUGGUUCCUUUUCUUCUACAAACUCUAGAAAGAAGGUCAAUGAGUAUCCUUCUUUCCAAAAUUCCAGUUCAUACUCUCAAAGUCCUAGAUCUGAUCAUGCAGCAAGGAAUUCAGUUACUUCUCAAAUCGAUGAACUUGAGGAUUUUGUCACGGGAAGGGCUCAAAAUAAUGUUAAUGAAUUUGCAGAUGUUCUAUCCGGUGAUGAAGCAGAUAAAACUUCCUCUGCUGCUGCUUCUGCUGCUAUGAAGGAGGCCAUGGAUAAAGCAGAGGCCAAAUUCCGUCAAAUGAGGGAGAGGGAAUAUCUAAAGGUUGCUAGAAAUAAAGAAGCUGGUCAGCUGGAUAAAGAUAUGCAAGAUGCUCAGCAGAGAGAAUUAAAAGAAAGACAAGAGAGAUUUGAUCGUGAGAGACAACAGAGGGAAAGGGAGGAGGAAGAGAGAGAGCAGAGAAGAUUUGAGAAAGAGAGGGAGAGAGCUCGUGAAGUUGAGAGGGAAAGGGAGGAAAAAGAAAAAGAGCAAAGGAGGCUUGAAAGAGAGAGGGAGCGGGCAAGGGAGAUUGAGAGGGAAAGGGAGAAGGCCAGACAAGCAGUGGAGAGGGCUACUAGAGAGGCACGUGAAAGAGCAGCUACUGAAGCUCGCCUGAGAGCAGAAAGGGCUGCUGUGGGGAAAGCAACUGGUGAAGCUCGAGAGAGAGCAGAAAGGGCUGCCGUGCAGAGAGCACAAGCUGAAGCCCGUGAAAGGGCAGCAGCAGAUGCAAAAGAAAGGGCAGAAAAGGCUGCUGCAGAAGCUCGAGAAAGGGCAAAUGCUGAAGCUAGGGAGAGGGAAGCCCGGGAAAGAGCUGCUGUUGCAAGGGCUGAAGCUGAUGCUCGACUUAGAUCAGAACGAGCUGCUGUAGAAAGAGCUGCUGCAGAGGCUCGAGAAAGGGCUGCUGCUGCUGCCAGGGCAAAUCAACAAAAGAGUGAAAAUGAUCUUGAAUCAUUCUUCAAUUCUCGAGCAACCAGUGCACCAAGACCUAGGGCAAACACUUCGGAUCCUUUCUCUGAUAGCCAGAACAAGGGUGGGCCUGAAGCAGUUAGAAGGACAUCUGUUGGGGCUACAUCUAGCAUGAGGAAAGCAUCUUCAACAACGAAUAUUGUUGAUGAUUUAACUUCACUUUUCGGAGGAGGAGCUGCAUCAUCUGGAGAGUUCCAAGAUGUCGAAGGGGAAACUGAAGAAAGGCGAAAAGCCCGAUUGGAACGCCACCAGAGGACUCAGGAACGUGCGGCAAAAGCACUGGCUGAGAAGAAUCAACGUGACCUUCAAGCUCAGAGAGAACAAGCAGAGAGACAUAGGAUUGCUGAGACAUUGGAUGUUGAGAUCAAGCGUUGGGCUGCAGGAAAAGAGGGGAAUCUCCGUGCUCUGCUUUCAACACUCCAAUAUGUGCUAUGGCCUGAAUGCGGAUGGCAGCCUGUUUCUUUGACCGAUUUGAUUACUGCUGCUGCAGUUAAAAAAGUUUAUAGAAAAGCAACUUUAUGCAUACAUCCUGAUAAAGUGCAACAAAAAGGCGCGAACCUUCAACAAAAAUAUGUUGCUGAGAAAGUGUUUGACUUACUUAAGGAAGCAUGGAACAAGUUCAAUUCAGAAGAGCUUUUCUGA
Molecule: messenger RNA, 2940 nt
Organism: Dovyalis caffra
Lineage: Eukaryota; Viridiplantae; Streptophyta; Magnoliopsida; Malpighiales; Salicaceae
Source: the annotation of a GenBank genome assembly